Molossus molossus (Pallas's mastiff bat) is the source of this 27423-nucleotide messenger RNA. RefSeq names its product spectrin repeat containing nuclear envelope protein 1 (gene SYNE1). Bases 402 to 26726 code for a protein of 8774 amino acids. NCBI's taxonomy places the organism in Eukaryota, Metazoa, Chordata, Mammalia, Chiroptera, Molossidae. Gene Ontology annotation, molecular function: protein binding. Gene Ontology annotation, cellular component: membrane. The transcript has 144 exons. The record is from RefSeq and is a predicted model, not a curated record.
GUUCUGCGCCGAAAGGUCAGCCGGGCAGUGGAAACCCAGGCAAAAGUUACCGGCUGGUCCAGCCCAUCUUCUCGCUGGGUUCUCGGCCAUUUCUUCCCUCCUAGACCUGGAGGAGGGGGCACCUUGGAAAGGCGCGGAGAGGCUCGGCUGCUGCAGAGGCGCCGAGGCCGUGCAUCUCCAGGAGGCUCCGGAGUUGAUUGAAGAGGAGAGUCUUAAAACAAAAGGAGAAAAAGACGUGUGUUUAAUCGUUGGACAUGCUGUCCCCGCACUGACUGCCUCGGCGCCUGAGACGGCUUUGUGACUCCGCAGACCUCGUGAAGUUCAAGCUGUUUUCGGGAGCAGUGUGAUCCUGCACUCGAGUGAAGGGUCUCUGCUCCCGGUUUCAUGCUGCAGCAGGGACCAUGGCGGCCUCCAGGACGGCCACUCUGUCUCCUCGGGACAUUGCCAACGUGAUGCAAAGGCAGAAAGAUGAGCAAGAGAUAGUACAAAAACGCACUUUCACCAAAUGGAUCAACUCUCAUCUGGCCAAGCGGAAACCCCCAAUGGUGGUAGAAGAUCUUUUUGAAGACAUGAAAGAUGGUAUUAAACUGCUUGCUCUCCUGGAAGUCCUGUCCGGGCAUAAACUGCCCUGUGAGCAAGGACGCCACGUGAAGCGGAUCCAUGCUGUGGCUAACAUCGGCACUGCUCUGAAUUUCCUCGAGGGGAGGAAGAUUAAAUUAGUCAACAUUAACUCCACUGAUAUCGCGGAUGGCCGACCCUCAAUAGUUCUCGGACUGGUGUGGACCAUUAUUCUCUAUUUCCAGAUUGAGGAGCUGACCAGCAACCUGCCGCAGCUGCAGUCCUUGUCCAGUAGCGCAUCCUCUGUGGACAGCAUGGUCAGCUCGGAGACCGCCAGCCCCCCCAGCAAACGCAAAGCGGCCACCAAGAUCCAAGGAAAUGCUAAGAAGGCUUUGUUAAAGUGGGUUCAGCACACAGCAGCCAAGCAGACUGGAAUAGAAAUAAAAGACUUUGGACGGAGUUGGAGGAAUGGGGUUGCCUUCCAUUCAGUCAUCCAUGCUAUUCGACCAGAGCUAGUGGACUUGGAGAGGGUGAAAGGGAGAGCUAACCGAGAAAACCUGGAGGAAGCUUUCACUAUUGCUGAAACGGAACUGGGGAUCCCCAGGUUACUAGAUCCCGAAGAUGUUGAUGUGGAUAAACCAGAUGAGAAGUCUAUUAUGACCUAUGUAGCCCAGUUUCUGAAACAUUAUCCUGACAUCCACAAUACAGGCACUGAUGGGCUAGAGACCGAUAGAGAAGACAGGCUGAUUCUGAAGGAAAUGAAAGUUUGGAUCGAACAGUUUGAAAGAGAUUUGACCAGGGCACAGAUGACAGAGUCAAAUUUGCAGGAAAAAUAUCAGUCAUUUAAGCACUUCAGAGUUCAAUAUGAAAUAAAACGGAAACAGAUUGAGCAUUUAAUACAACCGUUACAUAGAGAUGGUAAAUUGACACUGGACCAAGCAUUGGUAAAACAGUCCUGGGAAAGAGUGUCCUCCAGGCUCUUUGACUGGCACAUGCAGCUUGAUAAGUCUCUCCCCGCACCUCUGGGCACUAUUGGUGCCUGGCUGUUCAGAGCAGAGGUGGCCCUCAGAGAGGAGAUCGCCAUUCAGCAGGUCCACGAGGAAACAGCCAACACAAUACAGCGGAAACGUGAGCAGCACAAGGAUCUGCUUCAAAACACGGAUGCCCACAAAAGAGCCUUCCAUGAAAUCUACCGGACCAGGUCUGUCAACGGGAUCCCAGUGCCACCUGACCAAUUAGAGGACAUGGCCGAGAGGUUUCAUUUUGUUUCCUCCACAUCAGAACUCCACUUAAUGAAAAUGGAAUUUCUAGAAUUAAAGUACCGUCUGCUCUCACUGCUGGUUCUUGCAGAGUCGAAACUGAAGUCUUGGAUCAUCAAGUAUGGGAGGAGAGAGUCGGUGGAACUGCUGCUGCAAACCUACAUCUCUUUUAUAGAAAAUAGCAAGUUCUUUGAACAAUAUGAAGUGACGUACCAGAUCCUGAAACAGACAGCUGAGAUGUACGUCAAAGCUGACGGUUCAGUGGAAGAAGCUGAGAAUGUGAUGAGAUUCAUGAAUGAAACCACGGCCCAGUGGAGGAACCUGUCGGUGGAAGUCAGGAGCGUGCGCAGUAUGCUGGAGGAAGUCAUCGCUAACUGGGAUCGUUACGGCAGCACGGUGGCCAGUCUUCAGGCCUGGCUAGAGGAUGCUGAAAAAAUGCUAAAUCAAUCUGAACAUGCCAAAAAGGACUUUUUCCGAAAUUUGCCUCAUUGGAUACAGCAACACACUGCCAUGAACGAUGCUGGCAAUUUUCUAAUUGAAACGUGUGAUGAGGUGGUUUCCCGUGAUCUUAAACAGCAAUUAUUAUUGCUAAACGGGCGAUGGAGGGAGUUGUUUAUGGAAGUCAAGCAGUAUGCUCGAGCCGAUGAGAUGGACAGGAUGAAGAAGGAAUAUGCAGACUGUGUCACCACCCUGUCUGAUUUUGCAACUGAAGCCCAGAGGAAACUUUCUGAACCCUUAGAAGUCUCUUUUAUUAAUAUGAAGUUAUUCAUUCAGGACUUGGAGGAUAUUGAGCAGAGGAUACCUGUGAUGGAUGCUCAAUUCAAGAUCAUCACAAAGACAGCACACCUCAUUACUAAUGAGAGCUCCAAAGAAGAAGCUACUGAAAUGUUUGCAACCAUGGCUGGGCUCAAAGAGCAGCUGACAAAGGUCAAAGAGCGUUACUCCCCACUCCUUUCUGAGUCUCAGCAGCUGUCAGUGCCGUUGGAGGAAUUAGAAAAGCAGAUGACGUUAUUUUAUGACUCACUCGGGAAAAUCAGUGAAAUUAUCACAGUUCUUGAGCACGAGGCGCAAUCUAGUGCUCUUUUUCAGCAAAAACAUCAGGAGCUGGCAGCCUGCCAAGAAAGCUGCACAAAAACCUUGGCACAAAUCGAGAAAGGCAGUCAGAGUGUUCAGAAGACUGUGACCUUGAGCGCUGUGUUAGGGCACUUUGAUCUGACCAAGUUGCAGAGACAGACAGCAGAUGUUCACGUGGCCUUUCAGAACAUGGUCAAGACAACCGGAGAUUGGAAGAAGCACGUGGAAACCAACAGCCGCCUGAUGAAGAAGUUUGAGGAGUCCCGCGCGGAGCUGGAGAAGGUGCUGCAGAUGGCCCGCGAGGGCCUGCAGGAAAAGGGGGACCCGGAGGACCUCCUGCCGAAGCACACUGAGUUCUACAGUCAGCUGGAUCAGAGGGUGCUCAACGCGUUCCUGAAGGCCUGCGACGAGCUCACGGACAUCCUGCCGGAGCGGGAGCAGCGGGGGCUGCAGGACGCAGUGAGGGCGCUGCACAAGCAGUGGAAGGAUCUCCAAGCAGAAGCCCCGUAUCAUUUGCUUCAUCUGAAGAUUGAUGUGGAGAAGAAGAAAUUUCUGGCCUGUGUAGAAGAAUGCAGAACUGAGCUGGACCGAGAGACCAAGCUGUUACCCCAGGAAGGCAGUGAAGAGAUCAUCAAAGAGCACAGGAUUUUCUUCAGUGACAAAGGUCCUCAUCAUCUCUGUGAGAAAAGGUUGCAGCUCAUUGAAGAGCUGUGUCUGAAACUCCCAGUCCGGGACCCCGUGAGGGACACCCCUGACGCCUGCCAUGCGACCCUCAGGGAGCUCAGAGCGGCCAUCCAGAGCACGGCUGAGCAGCUCAAGGACAACCCGGACAAGUGGCAGGACUACGCCAGCAGAAUUUCCGAGUUCUCAUCUUGGAUCACUGCAAAGGAGACACACCUGAAAGGGAUUAAGAGCGAGGCCAUUGAUAGCGCCAACCAUGGGGCGGUGACACAGGCAGUACAGGAAAUAAGAACUGGUGUUACCCAAAAAGGCGAGACUCUCAGCUGGCUGAAAUCCAGGCUUAAGGUUUUGACCGAAGUUUCUUCUGAGAAAGAAGCCCAAAAGCAGGGAGACGAGCUGGCAAAAUUAUCUAGUUCCUUCAAGGCUCUUGUGACCUUGCUGUCAGAGGUUGAAAAGAUGUUAAGCAAUUUUGGGGACUGUGUCCAGUACAAAGAAAUUGUCAAGAGUUCCCUUGAAGAGUUAAUUUCCGGUUCCGAAGAAGUCCAGGAGCAAGCUGAGAAGAUCUUGGACACUGAGAACCUGUUUGAGGCACAGCAACUGCUUCUCCAUCACCAGCAAAAGACCAAGAGGAUCUCGGCGAAGAAGAGGGACGUGCAGCAGCAGAUCACGCAGGCUGCGCAGGGGGAAGGGGCGCUGCCCGGCCAGGUGCAGGAGGAGCUGCGGAAGCUGGAGAGCACGCUGGACGGCCUGGAGCGCAGCAGGGAGAAGCAGGAACGCCGCAUCCAGGUCACACUAAGAAAAUGGGAGCGAUUUGAAACCAACAAAGAGACGGUGGUCAGAUACCUUUUUCAGACAGGCUCCAGCCAUGAGCGCUUCCUGAGUUUUAGCAGUUUGGAAAGUUUAUCUUCAGAAUUGGAACAGACAAAGGAGUUUUCUAAACGAACAGAAGGCAUUGCAGUCCAGGCGGAGAACCUUGUGAAGGAAGCUGCAGAGAUACCCCUUGGGCCCAAGAAUAAGCAGCUGCUUCAACAGCAGGCCAAGUCAAUCAAAGACCAAGUCAAGAAACUAGAAGACACACUUGAAGAAGAUAUUAAAACCAUGGAAAUGGUGAAAAACAAGUGGGAUCAUUUUGGCAAUAAUUUUGAGACCCUGUCCGUCUGGAUAACUGAGAAAGAAAAAGAACUCAAUGCCUUGGAAACUUCGUCAUCUGCCAUGGACACGCAAAUCAACCAAAUUAAGGUCACCAUUCAGGAAAUAGAAAACAAGGUCAGCAGCAUUACAGGACUAGAAGAAGAAGCUCAGUCUUUUGCCCAGUUUAUUACCACUGGAGAGUCUGCUCGCAUCAAAGCCAAGCUGACCCAAAUAAAGAGAUACUGGGAAGAACUUCGAGAGCAUGCACAGGGUCUGGAAGGAACAAUCCUGGGACAUUUAUCUCAGCAACAAAAGUUUGAAGAAAAUCUUAGAAAGAUCCAACAGUCUGUGUCUGAAUUUGAAGACAAACUUGCUGAUCCAAUUAAAAUAUGUUCUUCAGCUACAGAAACUUACAAAGCUCUCCAAGAACAUAUGGACCUCUGGCAGGGCCUGGAACCCCUGACCAGCGCCUUGGCCGCCCUCUCGGCCGGUGCCCAGAAGGCCGCCCGCAGAGGCUUGCCCGUCCAGGAGGCCACCGCCCUGCAGCAGAGGCACGAGGGGCUGCUGAGUCGGGCUAAGGAGAGGCAGACGGUGCUGGAGAACCUGCUGGCCCUCUGGCAGAGGCUGGAGAAAGAACUGUCGACCUUUCUGACCUGGUUAGAGCGCUGCGAAGCCAUAGCCAGCUCCCCAGAAGUGGACCUCGCUGCCGACAGGGUCAAGGGGGAGAGUGAGCUGCAGUCCAUGCAGGCACUGCAAAGUGAAGUUGUAUCCCAGGCCUCUGUCUACAGCAACCUCUUGCAACUGAAGGAAUCACUCUUCUCAGUGGCCUCCGAGGAUGAUGUGAAGGUGAUGAAACUACAUUUGGAACAGCUGGAUGAGAGAUGGAGAGUUCUGCCACAGAUAAUCAACAAAAGGAUUCAUUUUCUUCAGUCUGUGGUUGCCGAACACCAGCAAUUUGAUGAAUUGCUGCUUUCCUUUUCUGUCUGGAUUAAGCAGUUCCUCAGUGAAUUACAAGCCACUUCUGAAAUAAGCAUAAUGGACCAUCAAGCAGCUUUAACUCAGCACAAGGACCAUGCAGCAGAAGUCGAAAGCAAAAGAGGGGAACUGCAGAGUCUGCAGGGGCACCUGGCGAAGCUGGGCGCUCUGGGCCGGGCCGAGGACCUUCACGCCCUCCAGGGCAAGGCGGAGGACUGCCUGCAGCUGUUCGAGGAGGCCAGCCAGGUGGUGGAGAGGCGGCAGCUUGCCCUGUCCCAGCUGGCCGAAUUCCUGCAGCGGCGCACCUCUCUGUCCCAGGCGCUGCACCGGCUGAGGCAAACGGUGGAGGCGACCAGCAGUAUGAAUCGGAAGCAGACGGCUUUAUUAGAAAAGGAGCUCACCGACGCCGUCCACAGCGUGAGAACGCUCGAGUCUGCUGCCAUCAGUCUGGACGGCCUUCUCACCAAAGCCCAGUACCAUCUGAGAGGUGGCGGUCCCGAGCACAGGACUUCCUGCAGGACCACGGCGGACCACCUCUGCGUGGAGUUAGAUCGGAUCCAGAACCUGCUGGGGACCAAGCAGAGCGAGGCGGACGCCCUGGCCGCACUGAGGAAAGCGUUCCGGGAGCAGAAGGAGGAGCUGCUGCAGAGCAUCGAGGACAUCGAGGACAGGACGGACAAAGAGCGCUUGAAGGAGCCUACGCGCCAGGCGCUUCAGCAGCGGUUGAGAGUCUUUAAUCAGUUAGAAGAUGAACUGAAUUCUCACGAGCAUGAACUAUGUUGGUUGAAAGACAAAGCUAAGCAAAUUGCUCAGAAAGAUGUGGCCUUCGCUCCGGAAGUGGACAGGGAGGUAAAUCUCUUGGAAGUCACCUGGGAGGAUACCAAAAAACUGAUUCAUGAAAACCAGGGUCAAUGCUGUGGGCUUAUUGACUUAAUGAGAGAAUAUCAGAACUUGAAGUCAGCUGUCUCUAAAGUUCUAGAAAAUGCCAUCAAUGUGAUGAUAACCAGAACUACAAUAAAAGAUGAGGAGGAUCUUAAAUGGGCUUUAUCCAAGCAUGAAACUGCCAGGAACGAAAUGAGUAAUAAGCAGAAAGAACUGGGUAACUUUACCACUAAAGGAAAACAGUUGUUAUCUGAGCUGAAAAAAAUUCACAGUACGGAUUACAACCUGGUGAAAACAGACAUGGAGAGCACUGUGGACAGAUGGCUGGAUGUAUCAGAGAGAAUUGAGGAAAACAUGGAUAGGCUCAGGGUAAGCCUGUCCCUUUGGGCUGAUGUUCUUUCAAGUAAGGACGAGAUUGAAGGGUGGUCCAACAGCUCUGUCCCACAGCUGGCUGAGAGCAUCCGCAACCUGGACAACAGCCUCAGAACAGAGGAAUUCCUCAAAGAAUUUGAGUCUGAACUGAAAAACAAAGCGUCGAAAUUGGAAGAACUUCAUUCUAAAGUUAAUGAUCUAAAAGAAUUAACUAAAAACCCGGAAACACCACCAGACCUUCAGUUUAUAGAAGCAGACCUAAGGCAGAAACUGGAGCACGCCAGAGAAGUCACUGAAGAGGCCAAAGGAACCUUGAAAGAGUUCAGGGCUCAGCGUACAGAGGUGGAGACAUUUAUCAGCGACAUAACAACCUGGCUGACGACACUCGAAGAAUCCUUGGUGAACUGUGCCCAGACCGAGACCUGUGAGGGGUUGAGAAAAGUGAAGGAAAUGCAAAAAGAACUCCAAAGUCAGCAAAGCAACAUCAGCUCCACCCAAGAAAACCUCAACAGCUUGUGCCGCCAGUACCACUCGGCCGAGCUCGAGCGCCUGGGCGGUGCGCUGACCGGCCUGACUCGGCGACACGAGGUGGUCCACCAGCUGUGCUCCAGAACUCAGGCCGGCCUGCAGGAUUCUCUGGAGAAACACUUCCAUGAGUCCCUGCAGGAAUUCCAAGAAUGGUUUGCUGGAGUAAAAGCAGCGGCCAAAGAGUCAUCAGACAGAACCGGUGACAGCAAAGUCCUAGAGGCCAAGCUCCGCGACCUGCAGAAUAUUUUGGACUCAGUCGGUGAUGGGCAGAGCAAGCUCGAUGCUGUGACGCAGGAAGGACAAACCCUGUACGCGUACCUGCCCAAACAGACGGUCGUCAGCAUUCAGGAGCAGGUCACCAAGGCUAACGAGGAGUUCCAAGCAUUUCUGAAACAGUGCCUCCAGGACAAGCAGGCUCUGCAGGACUGUGCUUUGGAACUUGGGAGCUUUGAGGAUCAGCACAGAAAACUGAACUUAUGGAUCCAAGAAAUGAAUGAGAGGUUAAGCUCAGAAGACUCAGGAGAGAGUAAACAGCACAUUCCUGAGAAGAAAAACGAAGUCCAUAGAGUUGAAAUGUUUCUGGGUGAACUACUGGCCGCCAGAGAGUCUCUUGACAAGCUCUCCCAGAGAGGACAACUUCUCAGCGAGGAAGGCCACGGUGCUGGGAAGGAAGGGCGCCUGUGUUCUCAGCUGCUCGCCAGCUACCAGAACCUGGUGAGGAUGACCAAGGAGAAGCUGCGGAGCCUCCAGGUGGCCCUGCAGGAGCACGAGGCCCUGGACGAGGCCCUGCAGAGCAUGUGGGCCUGGGCAAAGGACGUGCAGGACAAGCUGGCCUGUGCGGACAGCACCGUGGGGAGCAAAGACACCUUGGAGAAACGGCGGUUACAAAUACAGGAUAUUCUCCUGAUGAAAGGUGAAGGAGAAGUUAAGUUGAAUAUGGCCAUUGGCAAAGGGGAACAGGCCUUGAGAAGCAGCAGCAAAGAAGGUCAGAAGGUGAUUCAGACUCAGCUGCAGACCCUCACAGAUAUGUGGACCAACAUCAUGAGCUCCUCCAUCCACGCCCAGAGCACUUUAGAGUCUGUGAUUAGCCAAUGGAAUGACUACCUAGAGUGGAAAAACCAGUUGGAACAGUGGAUGGAAUCAGUGGAUGAAAAAGUGGAGCAUCCUUUAAAGCCGCAGCCAGGCCUGAAAGAGAAGUUUUCCCUGCUGGACCACUUUCAGUCCAUCGUCUCCGAGGGGGAGGAGCACGCUGCAGCCCUGCCCCUCCUCUCGGCCAAGUCCAGGGAGCUCUACCAGAAGACUGAGGAUGCGUCUUUCAAGGAAGCAGCCCAAGAGGAGCUGAAAACACAGUUUAAUGAUAUAAUGACGGUUGCCAAGGAGAAAAUGAGGAGAGCGGAAGAGAUUGUGAAGGACCACCUACUGUAUCUGGACGCAGUGCAGGAAUUCACAGAUUGGCUCCAUUCAGCAAAGGAAGAACUUCACCGGUGGUCGGAUAUGUCUGGAGAUUCAUCAGCCACACAGAAAAAGUUGUCUAAAAUCAAGGAGCUGAUGGAUUCCAGAGAGACGGGGGCCAGCCGCCUGAGCAGAGUGGAGGCUCUGGCUCCUGCAGUGAAACAGAGCACGGCCGCCAGCGGGUGUGAGCUCAUGGACACGGAGAUGCAGGCCCUGCGCGCCGACUGGGCGCAGUGGGAAGACAGCGUGUUCCAAACGCAGACCAGCCUGGAGAACCUGGUCAGCCAGAUGGCCCUUUCGGAGCAGGAGUUCUCGGGCCAAGUGGCCGAGCUGGAGCGGGCCCUGGAGCAGUUUGGCGGCCUCCUGACAGCGUGGGCUCAGCAGCUAGCCCUCCUGGAAGGCAAGACCACAGACUCGGAGACCGCGGAGGGCUGCAAGAAGGCACGAGAGAUACUGGAUGCUCUACAAAAAGCAGAGCCGAAGACAGAGGAUCUCAAGUCUCAGCUGAAUGAACUUUGUCGAUUUUCCAGAGACUUGACUACAUACAGUGGAAAAGUGUCUGCUUUGAUUAAAGAAUAUAAUUGUCUUUGUUUGCAAGCAUCCAAGAGCUGUCAGAAUAAAGAACAGAUUUUACAGCAGAGGUUUCGGAAAGCCUUCCGGGACUUCCAGCAGUGGCUGGUGAACGCAAAAAUCACCACCGCCAAGUGUUUCGAUAUACCUCAAAGUAUCAGUGAAGUCUCAACAAGUCUUCAGAAAAUACAGGAGUUUUCAUCAGAAAGUGAAAAUGGACAGCACAAGCUAAACAUGAUGCUAUCCAAAGGGGAACUUUUGAUUUCUCUGUUGACCAAAGAGAAAGCUAAUGGCAUCCAGGCCAAAAUUGCAAAUGCAAAAGAGGAUUGGAAAAAUUUCCUUUCGAAUCUUCACCAGAAAGAAUCUGCCCUAGAGAAUCUGAAGAUCCAAAUGAAGGACUUUGAAGUCAGCGCAGAGCCGGUGCAGGACUGGCUGAGUAAGACUGAGAAGAUGGUUCGUGGGAGCAGCGACCGGCUGUACGACCUGCCGGCAAAGAGGAGGGAACAGCAGAAGCUCCAGUCUGUCCUUGAGGAAAUAAACUGCUACGAGCCUCAGCUCAACAGGCUCAGAGAAAAGGCUCAGCAGCUGUGGGAAGGACAAGCUGCCAGCAGGAGCUUUAUGCACAGAGUGACGCAGCUGUCUGCUCAGUAUCUAGCGCUAAGCAAUUUAACGAAGGAGAAAGUGUCAAGACUGGAUAGAAUUGUUGCCGAACACAACCAGUUCUCCCUGGGGGUGAAGGAGCUGCAAGACUGGAUGGCCGACGUGGUGCACAGGCUGGAUUCCUACUGCCACCCAACAUCCGACAAGAGCGUGCUGGACAGCAGGAUGCUCAAGCUGGAGGCUCUGUUAUCAGUGAAACAGGAAAAAGAGAUCCAGAUGAAGAUGGUGGUGACCAGAGGGGAGUCCGUCCUCCAGAGCACUGCUCCGGAAGGCGUCCCUGCCGUCCAGCAGCAGCUGCAGAGCGUGAAGGACAUGUGGGCUUCCCUUCUGUCUGCAGGGAUCCGCUGCAAAAGCCAGCUCGAAGGAGCUCUCUCCAAGUGGACAAGUUACCAGGAUGACGUCCGGCAGUUCUCGGGCUGGAUGGACAGCGUGGAAGCCAGCCUGAACGAGUCGGAGAGGCAGUGUGCGGAGCUGCGGGACAAGACCGCCGCUCUCGGGACAGCCAAGUUAUUAAAUGAAGAAGUGCUGAGUCACAGCAGCUUGCUGGAAACCAUCGAAAUCAAAGGGGCUGGCAUGACGGAGCACUACGUCACCCAGUUAGAGUUCCAGGAUCUGCAGGAACGAUACAGUGCCAUCAAGGAGAGGGCCAAGGAAGCAGUAAUGAAGUCUGAAAAACUAGUCCGCCUGCACCAAGAGUAUCAGAGGGACCUCAAGGCUUUUGAAGUUUGGUUGGGGCAAGAACAAGAAAAGUUGGAGCGAUACUCAGUUCUUGAAGGUGAUACCCAUACUCAUGAAACCACGUUGCGGGAUCUUCAGGAGCUGCAGGUCCGCUGCGCCGAGGGGCAAGCGCUGCUGAACUCGGUGCUGCACACCAGAGAGGAAGUGAUACCGUCGGGCAUCCCGCAGACGGAGGACCGGGCCCUGGAGUCUCUCCGGCAGGACUGGCAAGCCUACCAGCACAGGCUGUCCGAGACCCGCACUCAGUUCAAUCAUGUAGUCAACAAACUGAGGCUGAUGGAACAAAAGUUCCAGCAGGUAGACGAGUGGCUGAAAGCGCUGGAGGAGAGAGUCAGUCUCGGGACUGGACGCCAGUCUAACCGGGCAGCCAAGGAGACGCGGUUACAUCAGAUGAAGAAGUGGCACGAGGAAGUCACCGCGUACAGAGACGAGGUGGAGGAAGUGGGCUCCAGAGCGCAGGAGGUCCUGGACGAGCGCCGCGUGAGCAGCCGGUCGGGCUGCCAGGCCACCCAGCUGACGUCCCGAUACCAGGCCCUUCUUCUCCAAGUGCUGGAACAAAUGAAACUCCUGGAGGAAGAGAUCCAGAGUUUGGAGGAAGCUGAGUCAUCCCUACAGGCCUAUUCUCAUUGGUACAGCUCUACUCACAAAAACUUCAAGAAUGUGGCUGCCAAAAUUGAUAAAGUAGAUAAAGUGAUGAUGGGGAAAAAAAUGAAGACACUGGAGGGUUUGCUAAAAGAUAUGGAGAAAGGCCACGGUUUGCUGAAGUCAGCCCGCGAGAAGGGAGAGAGGGCUCUGGCGUUCUUGGAAGACAGCGAGGCAGACGCUCUGAGAAACGAGAUCCGUGGCCACGUGGAGCAGUUGAAGGAGCUGACCAGCACUGUUCGGAAAGAGCACAUGACUCUGGAAAAAGGCUUCCAGUUAGCCAAGGAAUUCUCAGAUAAAUAUAAAGCACUCACUCAGUGGAUAGCAGAAUACCAAGAACUCCUCCACGUUCCUGAAGACCCCAAAAUGGAAUUAUAUGAGAAAAAAGCUCAGUUAUCUAAAUACAAGUCACUUCAACAAACCGUGCUGUCCCAUGAACCGUCAGUAAAAUCAGUGAGAGAGAAAGGCGACUCUCUUCUGGAGCUGGUGCAGGAUGUUAGUUUGAAGGACAAGAUCGAUAAGCUUCAAAGUGAUUACCAGGCCCUCUGCAGUGCAGGACAGGAGCAUGUUCACAGUCUCGAGGUGAAGGUCAAAGACCACGAGGAUUACAACAGUGAGCUCCAGGAAGUGGAAAGGUGGCUGCUGCAGAUGUCGGGCCGGCUGGUGGCGCCUGACCUCAUGGAGGCCAGCAGCCUGGAGACCAUCACCCAGCAACUGGCCCACCACAAGGCAAUGAUGGAAGAAAUUGCUGGUUUUGAAGACCGUUUGAACAACCUGAAAAGUAAAGGUGACAACUUGAUCAGCCAGUGUGCAGAACACCUCCAAGUGAAACUCAGACAAAAUGUGCAAGCGCACCUGCAGGGCACCAAGGACAGUUACUCAGCCAUCUGCAGCACAGCCCAGAGGGUGUACCAGAGUUUGGAACAUGAACUGCAGAGGCACGUGAGUCGCCAGGACACUCUGCAGCAAUGCCAGGCCUGGCUCUCUGCUGUCCAGCCGGAUUUACAGCCAAGCCCCCACCCCCCUCUGAGCAGGGCAGAGGCUGUGAAGCAGGUCAAACACUUCAGGGCUUUGCAGAAGCAGGCGAGGACCUACUUAGAUCUCCUCUGCUCCAUGUGCGACUUGUCCAACUCUUCAGUGAAAACCACAGCAAAAGAUAUUCAACAAACAGAGCACAUGAUCGAACAAAGGCUUGAGCAGGCACAGAACUUAACUCAGGGCUGGGAAGAGAUCAAGCACAUGAAAGCCGAGCUUUGGAUUUACCUCCAGGACGCUGAUCAGCAACUGCAGAAUAUGAAGCGGAGGCAUGCGGAACUGGAGCUCAACAUUGCACAGAACAUGGCUUCCCAAGUAAAGGAUUUUGUGAAGAAACUACAGUGCAAGCAGGCAUCCGUGACAGCUAUUACGGAAAAGGUGGAUCAGUUAACCAAAGAGCAGGAGUCUCCUGAACACAAGGAAAUAAGUCAUCUGAAUGACCAGUGGCUAGACCUGUGCCUCCAGUCUAACAACCUGUGCUUGCAAAGGGAAGAGGAUCUUCAGAGGACGAGAGAUUACCAUGAAUGUAUGGGUGUCGUUGAAGUGUUCUUGGAAAAAUGUACUACAGAAUGGGACAGCUUAGCCAGAUCUGACGCGGAGAGCACAGCUGUCCAUCUGGAAGCUCUGAAGAAUCUAGCGCUGACGCUGCAGGAGAGGAAGCAGGCUCUGGAAGACCUGAAAGAGAAAAAGCAGAGAAUGACAGAGCAUCUGAAUUUGGAUGACAGAGAUUUGGUCAAAGAACAGACGAGUCACCUUGAACAGCGUUGGUUUCAGCUGGAAGACCUUGUUCAGAGGAAAAUCCAAGUCUCGGUCACCAAUCUGGAGGAGCUGAACGUGGUGCGGGCCAGGUUUCAGGAGCUGAUGGAGUGGGCAGAGGAGCAGCAACCCAACAUCGCUGAGGCCCUCAAGCAGAGCCCCCCGCCCGAUAUGGCUCAGAACCUUCUCAUGGACCACCUCGCCAUCUGCAGUGAACUGGAGGCCAAACAGAUGCUCCUGAAGGCCCUCACAAAGGACGCGGACAGAGUGAUGGCCGACCUCGGCCUCAACGAGCGGCAGUUAAUCCAGAAGGCGCUGUCCGACGCACAGAGGCACGUGAGUUGUCUCAGCGACUUAGUGGGCCAGAGGCGAAAGUACUUGAACAAGACGCUGUCCGAGAAGACCCAGUUCCUCAUGGCGGUGUUCCAGGCCACCAGCCAGAUCCAGCAGCACGAGCGGAAGAUCCUGUUCCGUGAGCACAUCUGCCUGUUACCGGACGACGUGAGCAAGCAGAUUAAAACGUGUAGGAGUGCUCAGGCCAGCCUCAAGACCUACCACAGCGAAGUCACGGGACUCUGGGCCCAGGGCCGGGACCUCAUGAGAGGCGCCGCGGAGCAGGAAAAGAGCGAGGUGCUGGGAAGACUCCAGGAACUGCAGAGCGUCUACGACACCGUCCUGCAGAGCUGCGGCCACCGGCUCCAGGAACUGGAGAAAAGUCUGGUUUCCAGGAAGCAUUUUAAGGAAGAUUUUGAUAAAGCUUGUCACUGGCUGAAACAAGCAGAUAUCGUUACGUUCCCCGAAAUCAACCUAAUGAACGAGAGUCCAGAGCUCCAAACACAGCUGGCCAAAUACCAGCGCAUCCUUGAGCAAACUCCAGAGUACGAAAAUCUCCUCCUCUCGCUGCAGAGGGCUGGGCAGGCCAUGCUGCCGUCGCUGAACGAAGUCGACCAUUCCUACCUCGGCGAAAAGCUGAACGCUCUGCCCCUGCAAUUCAAUGUCAUCGUCGCCUUGGCUAAGGACAAGUUCUAUAAGGUCCAAGAAGCAAUUCUCGCCCGGAAGGAAUACGCUUCCUUGAUUGAGCUGACCAGCCAGUCUCUGGGUGAGCUUGAAGACCAGUUCUCAAAGAUGAGCCCGGUCCCCACCGCCCUGGCGGCUGAGGAGGCUCAGCGUCUUCAGGACAGUUGCAGGGCUCUUCUGGGCCAGGUGGCUGGCCUCGGGGAAGCAGUGGAUGAGCUGAACCAGAAGAAGGAAAGUUUUCGCAGCACGGGGCAGCCGUGGCAGCCGGACAGGAUGCUGCCGCUCGUCACCUUGUACCACAGGCUGAAGCGACAAGCAGAACAGAGGGUUGGCUUGUUAGAAGACACCACCUGUGCUUACCAAGAGCACGAGAAGCUGUGCCACCAGCUGCAGAGACAGCUGGAGGCUGCGAAAGCGGAGCAGUCCAGCGUGAACGAGGAGACGCUUCCCGCCGAGGAGAAGCUGAAGCUGUACCACGCCCUGGCGGGGAGCCUUCAGGACUCGGGCAUUCUGCUGAAGCGAGUGACCAUGCAUCUUGAAGACCUUGUCCCACACCUUCACCCCUCGGCCUAUGAGAAAGCCAAGCAUCAGAUCCAGUCCUGGCAGGAGGAGUUGAAACUGCUGACUUGCGCCGUUGGCGCCACGGUGACGGAGUGUGAGGGCCGCAUGGUGCAGAGCAUCGACUUCCAGACCGAGCUGAGCCGCUCCUUGGACUGGCUGCGGAGUGUGAAGGCAGAGCUCAGCGGGCCGGUGCGCCUGGACCUGAACCUCCGGGCCAUCCAGGAGGAGAUCAGAAAGGUCCAAAUCCACCAGGAAGAGGUCCAGUCCAGCCUGAGGAUCCUGAAUGCCCUGAGCACCAAGGAGAAGGAGAAAUUCACGAAAGCCAAGGAGCUGAUUUCCGCCGACUUAGAGCACACGCUUGCCGAGCUCGCGGAGCUGGACGGGGACGUUCAGGAAGCUUUACGCACCAGACAGGCUGUGCUGACUCAAAUAUACAGUCAAUGUCAAAGGUACUACCAAGUGUUUCAAGCAGCCAGCGACUGGCUUGAGGACGCCCGCGGAAUGGUGCAGCCAGCAGGCAGCGGCCUGGAUGUGGAGAGUGCGGAGGACAGUCUCCGAAGCCACACGGAGUUUUUCGCUGCAGAGGGUCAGUUCCAGAGGGACCUGGAGGAGCUCCAGCGCCUGGCAGCCAACCUGGACCCACUCACCACGCCACCUGGGAAAGAGGACCUAGCACAGAACAUAAGUUCCCUGGAGGAGAGGAGCCAGCGGAUCAUCCAGGACUCGCGCGCCCAACUAGAGCUCUUGCAGAGAUGUGCAGCUCAGUGGCAGGAUUACCAGAAAGCAAGGGAAGAGGUGAUCGAAUUGAUGAAUGAUGCAGAAAAGAAAUUGUCUGAAUUUUCUUUAUUGAAGACUUCUUCCAGUCAUGAAGCAGAAGAAAAAUUAUCAGAACACAAGGCUUUAGCGUCCGAGGUCCACUCUUUCCAUGAGAAGAUUGUGGCCCUGGAGGGAAAAGCUUCACACCUGGAAGACACCGGAAAUGACGCGAGCAAAGCGACCAUAGGCAGGUGGAUGACCACAGUCUGGCAGCGCUGGGCACGUCUCCGGGCUGUGGCCCAGGACCAGGAGAAGAUUCUGGAAGAUGCAGUAGAUGAGUGGAAGAAUUUUAACAAUAAGGUUAAAAAAGCCACAGAAACGAUUGAUCAGCUGCAGGAUAAAUUACCAGGAAGUUCAGCAGAGAAAGCCUCCCAAGCAGAACUCUUGACCGUGCUGGAACUUCAUGACACCUUCGCCCUGGAGCUGGAGCAGCAGCAGUCGGCCUUAGGCAUGCUGAGACAGCAGGUGCUGAGCAUGCUCCCCGAGGGGGCCGCCCCACCGCCGGGGGAAGAGCCGCCCAUCGUGCGGGAGAUCACAGCCAUGCAAGACCGCUGCCUGAGCAUGCAGGAGAAAGUGAGGAGCUCUGGGAAGGCGGUGAGGCAGGAGCUGAAGGACCGGGAGCUGGUGGAGACGCAAAUCAAUUCUGUGAAAUCCUGGGUUCAGGAAACAAAGGAACGUUUGGAGAACCCAACCAUUGAAGUAGACGCUCAACUUGAAGAACUUCAGAUUCUCCUAACGGAAGCCACAAAUCACCGACAGAACAUCGAGAAGGUAGCUGAAGAGCAGAAGAGCAAGUACCUGGGUCUGUACACGGUAUUACCUGCGGAACUCUCCCUUCAGUUAGCCCAGGUGGCGUUGGACCUGGGGACUGUGCAUGACCAGAUCCAGGACAAAGUAAAACAAGUUGAACAGAGCAAGGCCAUGAGCCAGGAAUUCAGCCGGCAAAUUCAGAAGAUAACCAAAGAUCUCACCGCUAUUCUCACUAAGCUGAGAGCAAAAACAGAUAACUUAGUUCAAGCCCAAACUGACCAGAAGGUGCUAGGAGAGGAGCUGGAGGCCUGUCAUUCGAAGUUAAUGGGUCUGGAGGAAGCAGUGCAAAAGUUCUCAGAACAGAGCGGCCACCUGGGUAAGCCGCUGGCCAAGAAGACGGGGAAGCUGGCUGAACUGCACCAGCAGACCGUUAGACAGGCCGAGAGUCGCUUCGCCAAGCUCAGUCAGGCAACAUCACAUUUAGAAGAAUACAACAAAAUGCUUGAAUUAACUUUGAAGUGGAUUGAAAAAGCCAAAGUCUUGGUGCAUGGAAAGAUUGUGUGGAAUUCUGCAAAACAACUUCAGGAACAAUACAUUUCACAUCAGACCAUGCUAGAAGACUCUGAAGAACUUCACAGCUAUCUGGACACAAUGGCUGAGAAGUUACAGCAUCUCGCCAGCGUGUACCGCACAGAAAAAAUGUCUCAGCAAGUGGUCGAACUGGGGCGGGAGACCGAGGAGUUGCGGCAGAUGAUCAAAAUCCGUGUGCAGAAUCUCCAAGAUGCUGCCAAGGAUAUGAAAAAAUUUGAAGCAGAACUAAAAAACCUACAAGUUGCUUUGGAGCAAGCCCAGACGACCCUGACUUCUCCAGAAAUUGGGCGCCUCAGUCUCAAAGAGCAACUGUCCCAUCGGCAGCACCUGCUGUGCGAGGUGGAGUCGCUGAAGCCGAAGGUCCAGGCCGUGCAGACCAGCCAGAGCGCGCUCCGCAUCCCUGAGGACGUGGUCACCAGCCUGCCGCUCUGCCACGCGGCCCUCCAGCUGCAGGAGGAGGCCAGCCGGCUGCAGCACAUGGCCAUCCAGCAGUGCAACGUCCUGCAGGAAGCCGUGAUGCAAUAUGAACAAUAUGAACAAGAAAUGCAACACCUCCAGGAGCUGAUCGAAGGAGCUCACAGGGAGAUUGAAGAUAAGCCUGUGGCCACCAGUAACAUCCAGGAGCUGCAAGCCCAGAUUUCUCGGCACGAGGAGCUGGCUCAGAAAAUCAAGGGCUACCAGGAGCAGAUCGCCUCUCUGAACUCCAAGUGCAAGAUGCUGACAAUGAAAGCCAAGAACGCCACCAUGCUGCUGACGGUGACCGAGGUGGAGGCCCUGGGGGAGGACUUGGACCGGGAGCUCCUCCCCGCCACCUCUGCCCACCCCUCUGUGGUCAUGAUGACUGCAGGUCGCUGUCACACUUUGCUGUCACCUGUCAACGAGGAGUCUGGGGAGGAGGGAACCAACAGUGAGAUUUCCUCUCCACCUGCCUGUCGUUCCCCUUCACCUGUGGUUAAUACAGACGCUUCUGUUAACCAGGAUAUUGCUUAUUACCAAGCCCUGUCGCCCGAGAGGUUGCAGACCGAUGCCGCUAGGAUUCAGCCCGGCUCCUUGCCCUCCCAGGAGUUCUAUGAACCGGGACUGGAGCCAUCUGCCACCGCCAAGCUGGACGAUCUGCAGCGUUCCUGGGAAACUUUAAAGAAUGUGAUCAGCGAGAAGCAGCGCACCCUCUAUGAAGCCCUGGAGCGGCAGCAGAAGUACCAGGACUCCCUGCAGUCCAGCUCCACGAAAAUGGAGAGCAUCGAGCUGAAGCUCAGUGAGCACCUGGAGCCGGGCAGGAGUCCAGAAAGCCAGAUGGCUGAACACCAGGCGCUGAUGGAUGAGAUCCUCAUGCUGCAGGACGAGAUCGGGGAGCUGCAGGCGGCCCUCGCCGCAGACCUGGUGUCUGAGUCCCCAGAGUCCGACCCUGCGGAGCAGCUGGCCUUGCAGUCCACGCUCACCGUCUUAGCGGAGCGCAUGGCCACCAUCAGGAUGAAAGCGUCGGGGAAAAGGCAGCUUUUGGAGGAGAAGCUGAAUGAUCAGCUGGAGGAACAGAGGCAACAUCAGGCCCUGCAGAGGUAUCGCUCUGAAGUCGACAAGCUGGACCACUGGCUCCUCAGCACUAAGGCCACACUGGACACCGCUCUGGGUACCCCCAAGGAGCCCAUGGACAUGGAGGCCCAGCUCGUGGACUGCCAGAACAUGCUGGUGGAGAUAGAGCAGAAGGUGGCAGCCUUGUCGGAGCUCGCGGUCCACAACGAGAACCUGCUGCUGGAGGGCAAGGCUCACACGAAGGACGAGGCUGAGCAGCUGGCAGAGAAGCUGCGAACCCUCAAGGGGAGUCUCCUGGAGCUGCAGAGGGCCCUGCACGACAAGCAGCUUAACAUCCAGGGAACAGCGCAAGAGAAGGAGGAGGGCGUCGGUGACCCGGCUGCCGCCCAGAGGUCCGGUGUCCAGGAGUGGCUGGCCCAAGCUCGCUCCACGUGGGCCCAGCAGCGACAGAGCAGUCUCCAGCAACAAAAAGAGUUGGAACAGGAAUUAGCAGAACAGAAGAGCCUCCUCAGGUCGGUGGCUAGUCGUGGAGAGGAAAUUCUCACCCAGCACUCGGCUGCAGAGACCUCUGGUGGUGCUGGUGAAAAACCUGACGUGUCACCCCAGGAGUUGGGGGUGGAAGGAGAGAGGGCACCUGCUGAGGACCAGAUGAGGAUGAAAUGGGAAAGCCUGCACCAGGAAUUCAGCGCCAAGCAGAAGCUGCUGCAGAAUGCUCUGGAACAGGAACAGGACCAAGUGCUUUACAGCAGGCCACAUCGGCUCCUGGCUGGCGUGCCACCGCGCAGAGGGGACGGCCAGACCCAAGACAGAUCCGCGGUGACGUCCCUGCUGGAUGGAUUGAACCAGGCCUUCGAGGAGGUGUCGUCCCAGGGUGCAGCACCGAAGCAGAACAUCCACUUGGAACAGAAGUUGUACGACGGCGUCUCGGCCACCUCUACCUGGCUGGAUGAUGUCGAAGAGCAGGUAUUUGUUGCCACAGCCCUGCUACCGGAAGAAACGGAGACUUGCCUCUUCAAGCAGGAGACGCUCGCCAAAGAUAUUAAGGAAAUGUCUGAAGAAAUGGAUAAGAACAAGAACUUGUUUUCCCAAGCAUUUCCGGAGAAUGGUGAUAACCGUGAUGUUAUUGAGGACACUUUGGGGUGUCUUCUGGGGAGGUUAUCCUUGCUAGACUCGGUGGUAAAUCAGCGAUGUCAUCAGAUGAAGGAAAGACUUCAGCAAAUACUAAAUUUCCAGAAUGACCUGAAGGUGCUGUUUACAUCGCUGGCGGACAACAAAUACGUCAUCCUGCAGAACCUGGCCAACGUGUUCGAACGGCCCGUGGCGGAGCAAAUAGAGGCAAUACAGCAGGCUGAAGACGGGCUGAAGGAGUUGGAUGCAGGCAUCACCGGGUUGAAGCAGCGCGCGGACAAGCUGCAGACGGAGCCACCCGCCCUGCAGCAGCUGCAGGACAUGUAUGAUGAGCUGAUGCUCACCAUUGGCUCUCGGCGGAGCGGACUGAACCUGAAUCUAGCGCUCAAGAGUCAGUACGAGAGAGCCCUGCAGGACCUGGGCGACCUGCUGGAAACUGGACGGGAGAAGGUGGCCGGCGACCAGAAGAUGAUCGUGUCUUCCAGGGAGGAAAUCCAGCAGCUCCUUGACAAACAUAAGGAAUACUUCCAGGGUCUGGAAUCUCAUAUGAUUCUGACUGAAACACUCUUCAGAAAGAUCAUCAGCUUUGCGGUCCCACGGGAAACUCAGUCCCACACGGAAGCGAUGGCGCAGGCGUCGGCGGUCCUGAAGGGGGCGCACAAGAGGGGUGUGGAGCUGGAGUACGUUCUAGAGACCUGGGCCCAUCUGGAUAUGGACCAGCAGGAGCUCAGCAGACAGCUGGAGGUGGUGGAGAGUAACAUCCCCAGCGUGGGGCUGGUGGAGGAGAGUGAGGGCAGGCUUGUCGACCGGAUCACACUCUACCAGCAUUUGAAAUCCAGCCUUAAUGAAUACCAGCCCAAAUUGUAUCAGGUGUUAGACGACGGGAAACGACUUCUCAUGUCCAUUAGCUGCUCAGACCUGGAAAGCCAGCUGAGUCAGCUUGGAGAGCGCUGGCUGAAUAACACCAACAAAGUGUCUAAGGAACUUCACAGGUUGGAAACAAUAUUGAAACACUGGACCAGAUACCAAAGUGAGUCCGCGGCUCUAAUUCACUGGUUACAGUCUGCCAAGGACAGGCUGGAGUUUUGGACCCAGCAAUCCGUGACAGUCCCUCAAGAACUGGAGAGGGUCCGUGAUCAUCUGACUGCUUUCCUGGAGUUUUCCAAGGAAGUGGAGGCCAAAUCUUCCCUGAAAUCGUCUGUUCUGAGCACUGGAAAUCAGCUCCUCCGAUUAAAGAAGGUGGACACAGCCGCCCUGCGUUCGGAGCUGUCGCACAUCGACAGCCAGUGGGCCGACCUGCUGACAAAUAUCCCGACCGUGCAGGAAAAGCUCCACCAGCUCCAAAUGGAUAAGCUACCUUCUCGCCACGCCAUUUCGGAAGUCAUGACCUGGAUUUCUCUCAUGGAAAAUGUCAUUCAAAAGGAUGAAGAGGGCAUAAAAAAUUCCAUAGGCCACAAGGCAAUUAAUGAGUACCUUCAGAAAUAUAAGGGUUUUAAGAUAGACAUGAACUGUAAACAGUUGACAGUGGAUUUUGUGAACCAGUCCGUGCUACAGAUCAGCGCGCAGGACGUGGAGAGCAAACGCAGCGACAAGACGGAUUUCGCUGAGCAACUGGGAGCGAUGAACAAAAGCUGGCAGAUCCUGCAGGGUCGAGUCGCUGAGAAGAUUCAACUGUUGGAAGGCUUAUUGGAAUCUUGGGCAGAAUAUGAAAAUAAUGUGCGAUGUAUGAAAACUUGGUUUGAAACCCAGGAAAAGAGACUAAAAGAGCAGCAUCGGAUUGGAGACCAGGCUGCAGUUCAGAAUGCAAUGAAAGACUGUCAGGAUCUAGAAGAUUUGAUUAAAGCCAAAGAAAAAGACGUGGAAAAAAUUGAACAAAGCGGACUCACUUUGAUUCAGAACAAGAAGGAAGACGUCGCUGCUGCUGUCACGGGUACACUGCAGGAGCUCAACCAGACCUGGGCAAACUUGGACCACAUGGUGGGGCAGCUGAAGGCGCUGCUGAAGUUGGCGCACGAGCACUGGAGCCAGCACAAGGUGGCCUUCGAUGAGCUCAACGGCAGCCUCAUGGAGGCCAGGUACUCCCUCUCCCGCUUCCGUCUGCUCAUCGGCUCCUUGGAAGCUGUGCAGGUUCAGGUAGACAGUCUUCAGAAUCUUCAAGAUGAUCUAGAAAAACAGGAAAACAGCUUACAGAAAUUUGGCUCUGUCACCAACCAGCUAUUAAAAGAGUGUCACCCACCUGUGACAGAGACUCUUACCAAUACGUUGAAGGAAAUCACCAUGAGAUGGAACAACUUGCUGGAAGAGAUCGCGGAGCAGCUGCACGCCGGCAGGGCCCUCCUGCAGCUCUGGCAGCGGUACCGGGACUUCUCCGCACAGUGCGCCGCCGCGGUCCAGCGCCAGGCGGACCGCACCGGGGAGCUCCUGAAGGCAGCCACCAACAAGGACAUCGCUGAUGACGAAGUGGCCACGUGGAUUCAGGAUUGCAACGACCUCCUCAAGGGACUGGGCGCAGCUAAGGAUUCUCUGUUUGUUCUCCAAGAGCUGGGGGAGCAACUCAAGCAACAAGUGGAGGCUUCAGCAGCAUCAGCCAUUCAAUCGGACCAGCUCUCUUUGAGUCAACACUUAUGUGCCCUAGAACAGGCUCUUUGCAAACAGCAGACUGUGUUACAGGCUGGAAUUCUUGACUAUGAAACCUUUACCAAGAGUCUAGAAGCUUUGGAGGCAUGGAUAAUAGAAGCUGAAGAAAUACUCCAAGGGCAGGACCCCAGCCACUCGUCUGACCUCUCAACCAUCCAAGAAAGAAUGGAAGAACUCAAGGGACAGAUGUUGAAAUUCAGCAGCAUGGCCCCAGAUUUAGACCGCCUGAAUGAGCUUGGCUACAGGCUACCCCUGAGUGAUAAAGAAAUCAAAAGGAUGCAGAGCCUGAACCGGCACUGGGCUCUGAUUUCUUCUCAGACGACAGAGCGAUUCAGUAAGUUGCAGUCAUUUUUGCUACAACAUCAGACCUUCUUGGAAAAAUGUGAAACAUGGAUGGAAUUCCUGGUUCAAACAGAGCAGAAGUUAGCAGUAGAGAUUUCGGGCAAUUACCAGCAGCUUCUGGAGCAGCAGCGCGCCCACGAGUUGUUUCAAGCAGAGAUGUUCAGUCGUCAACAGGUUUUGCACUCUAUCAUCACUGAUGGGCAGCAUCUUCUGGAACAAGGUCAAGUUGAUGACAGGGAUGAGUUCAACCUCAAGCUGACCCUGCUCAGCAGUCAGUGGCAGGGAGUGAUCCGCAGGGCCCAGCAGCGGCGAGGCAUCAUCGACAGCCAGAUCCACCAGUGGCAGCGCUACAGGGAGAUGGCAGAAAAGCUGCGGAAGUGGUUGCUCGAAGUGUCCUAUCUGCCCGUGAGCGGUCUCGGAAGUGCCCCGAUACCCCUGCAGCGGGUGAGGACCCUCUUUGAUGAGGUGCAGUUCAAAGAAAAAGUGUUCCUGAGACAGCAAGGCAGCUACAUCCUGACCGUGGAGGCGGGCAAGCAACUCCUGCUCUCUGCCGACCCCGGGGCUGAGGCUGCCCUGCAGGCCGAACUCACGGAAAUCCAAGAGAAGUGGAAAUCCGCCAGCAUGCGUCUGGAGGAGCAGAAGAAGAAACUGGCUUUCUUGUUGAAAGACUGGGAAGAGUGUGAGACUGGGAUCGCUGACUCUCUGGAGAAACUGCGAACGUUCAAAAGGAAGCUCUCCCAGCCUCUGCCGGAUCACCACGAAGAGCUCCACGCCGAGCAGACGCGUUGCAAGGAAUUGGAAAGUGCAGCGGGGAGCUGGACAGAUGACUUGGCGCAGCUGGCACUGCUGAAGGACACCCUCUGUGCCUACAUCAGUGCUGAUGAUAUCUCCAUCCUGAACGAGCGUGUGGAGCUUCUGCAACGGCAGUGGGAAGAACUGUGCCACCAGCUCUCCCUGCGGCGGCAGCAAGUCGGCGAGAGGCUGAACGAGUGGGCCGUCUUCAGCGAGAAGAACAAGGAGCUCUGCGAAUGGCUGACGCAGAUGGAGAGCAAAGUCUCCCAGAACGGAGACGUCCUCAUUGAGGACAUGAUAGAGAAGCUGAAGAAGGAUUAUCAAGAGGAAAUUGCUGUUGCCCAAGAGAACAAAAUGCAGCUCCAACAAAUGGGAGAGCGACUCGCUAGAGCCAGCCACGAAAGCAAAGCCUCCGAGAUCGAGUACAAGCUAGGCAAGGUCAACGACCGGUGGCAGCAUCUCCUGGACCUCAUGGCCGCCAGGAUAAAGAAGCUGAAGGAGACGCUGGUGGCCAUCCAGCAGCUGGAUAAGAACAUGAGCAGCCUCAGGACAUGGCUGGCUCACAUUGAGUCAGAGCUGGCCAAGCCCAUCGUCUAUGACUCCUGCAACUCGGAAGAAAUACAGAGAAAGCUUAAUGAGCAGCAGGAGCUCCAGAAAGACAUCGAGAAACACAGCACAGGUGUGGCCUCCGUCCUCAACCUGUGCGAGGUCCUACUGCAUGACUGUGACGCGUGUGCCACAGACGCCGAAUGUGAUUCCAUCCAGCAGGCCACACGAAGCCUAGACCGGCGGUGGAGAAAUAUCUGUGCUAUGUCUAUGGAACGGAGGCUCAAGAUCGAAGAGACAUGGCAGUUGUGGCAGAAGUUUCUGGAUGACUACUCGCGUUUUGAAGAUUGGCUCACGACUUCCGAGAGGACGGCCGCCUUCCCCAGCUCCUCUGGGGUGCUCUACACGGUUGCCAAGGAGGAGCUGAAGAAGUUCGAGGCUUUCCAGAGGCAGGUGCACGAGAGCCUGACCCAGCUGGAACUGAUCAACAAGCAGUACCGCCGCCUGGCCCGAGAGAACCGCACCGAUUCUGCCUGUCGCCUCAAGCAGAUGGUCCACGAAGGCAACCAGCGCUGGGACAACCUGCAGAAGCGCGUCAGCUCCAUCCUGCGCAGACUCAAGCACUUCACUGGCCAGCGCGAGGAGUUCGAGACGGCGCGGGACAGCAUUCUGGUGUGGCUGACGGAGAUGGACCUGCAGCUCACCAACAUCGAGCAUUUUUCCGAGUGUGACGUUCACGCUAAAAUAAAGCAACUCAAGGCCUUCCAGCAGGAAAUUUCACUGAACCACAACAAGAUCGAGCAGAUCAUCGCCCAAGGAGAACAGCUGAUUGAAAAGAACGAGCCGCUGGACGCGGCGGUCAUUGAGGAGGAGCUGGACGAGCUCCGGCGCUACUGUCAGGAGGUCUUCGGGCGCGUGGAAAGAUACCACAAGAAACUGAUCCGCUUGCCUCUACCAGACGAUGAGCAUGACCUCUCUGACCGGGAGCUGGAGCUGGAUGACUCUGCAGCUCUCUCAGACCUCCACUGGCAUGACACCUCUGCAGACAGCGUGCUGUCCCCACAGCCUUCCUCCAACCCCUCCCUCUCCCUCGCCCAGCCCCUCCGGAGCGAGCGCUCGGGACGAGACACGCCUGCCAGUGUGGACUCCAUCCCCCUGGAGUGGGACCAUGACUAUGACCUCAGUCGUGACCUGGAGUCUGCCGUGUCCAGGACUCUGCCCUCUGAGGAUGAAGAGGGUCAGGAAGACAAAGAUUUCUACCUCAGGGGAGCUGUUGGCUUAUCAGGGGAUCCCAGUGCCUUAGAGUCACAGAUUCGACAACUGGACAAAGCCCUGGAUGACAGCCGUUUCCAGAUGCAGCGAACUGAAGAUGUCAUCCGCAGUAAAACUCCCACGGGACCAGAGCUGGACGCCAGCUACCGAGGCUACAUGAAACUGUUGGCUGAAUGCAGCGGCAGUAUAGACUCGGUGAAGAGGCUGGAGCACAAGCUGAAGGAGGAGGAGGAGAAUUUCCCCGGCUUUGUGAACCUGAACAGUACGGAGGCCCAGACAGCUGGUGUGAUUGACCGCUGGGAGCUCAUCCAGGCCCAGGCCCUGAGCAAGGAGCUGAGGAUGAAGCAGAACCUCCAGAAGUGGCAGCAGUUCGGCUCCGACCUGAACAACAUCUGGACCUGGCUGGGGGCGACGGAGGAGGAACUGGAGCGGCUCCGGCGCCUGGAGCUCAGCACCGACAUCCAGUCCAUUGAGCUCCAGAUCAAAAAGCUCAAGGAGCUCCAGAAGGCGCUGGACCACCGCAAAGCCGUCAUCCUCUCCAUCAACCUGUGCAGCGCCGAGUUCACCCAGACUGGCAGCGAGGAGAGCCAGGCCCUGCAGGACCGCCUGUCCCAGAUGAACGCCCGCUGGGACCGGGUGUGCUCCCUGCUGGAGGAGUGGCGGGGCCUCCUGCAGGGCGCCCUGAUGCAGUGCCAGGAUUUUCAUGAAAUGAGUCAUGGUUUGCUGCUUAUGCUGGAGAACAUCGACAGGAGGAAAAAUGAAAUUGUCCCUAUCAGCUCUCACCUCGAUGCAGAAAUACUUCAGGACCAUCACAAACAGCUCACGCAAAUCAGGCAGGAGUUACUGGAAUCCCAGCUCAAAGUCGCCUCACUGCAAGACAUGUCUCACCAACUGCUGGUGAAUGCUGAGGGCGCCGACUGCUUAGAAGCCAAAGAAAAAGUCCACGUGAUUGGAAAUCGGCUCAAACUGCUCUUGAAGGAGGUCGGUCGCCACCUCAAGGAGCUGGAGAAGUCAUUGGACAUGUCAAGCAGUCAGCAGGAUUUGUCCUCCUGGUCUUCUGCGGAUGAACUGGACACCUCGGGAUCUGUGAGCCCUACGUCAGGGAGAAGCACCCCAAACAGACAGAGAACGCCACGAGGCACAUGUAGCCUCUCCCAGCCUGGACCCUCUGCCAACAGUCCACACAGCAGGUCCAUAAAAGGUGGCUCCGAUUCCUCCCUUUCUGAGCCCCGGCCAGCUCGGUCCGGCCGAGCGUUCCUGUCCAGAGUGUUCCGAGCGGCCCUGCCACUUCAGCUUCUCCUGCUGCUCCUCAUCGGGCUCGCCUGCCUCGUACCCAUGUCAGAGGAGGACUACAGCUGUGCCCUCUCCAACAACUUUGCCCGGUCAUUCCACCCCAUGCUCAGAUACACCAACGGCCCUCCUCCCCUCUGAGCCGGCGGACGCUGUCCGCAGCCGUGCGGUGCUGGCAGGAACAGGAGGAGUCGGCCCAAAGCCAUCCCCACCCAGCGAAAGAGGACCUGAUUGUGGGCGAAGCCUGUGACGUGGCAACUUCGGCCUGUGUCCAAAUCGGGGCUUCGGAGGUGGAUGGUAAUCUAUGAAGGAGGCUAGCAAAUGAAAGAAAGUUUGGGGGAAAUAUUGUUUGGAACUCAGAACCUCAGUACUAGAGAAAUGAAGUACCUCCAGCAUCUCCUGGACGUGUGUACCUGGGGCCCUGGGCCCAUUGUGUGCACCUCCAGGGCUUCAGUACACCGUCCGGGCGGCUUCCCACGGUGUGCCCGUCCACCCAAUAAAUGACGCCACCUGAGCGCCGCAUCAGUGCGGACAAUCUACCAACCAACCAGUGCUGAACAGCUUUUAGAACCUUGUAACAGACCGUUUUUAAGAGCCUAUACGGCAGCUUUCUUCCUACCUUGUUUUCCUUUGAGGCAUGCUGUUCUAACCUUCGCUUUAGAAGCACAAGCUGUAAAUCGAAAAGGCACUUUUUUUAAAAGUAUAAAGAAAAACUGGAUGUAAUAAAUAAAAUCAUGGAAGGAUUUAUGUGAAAAAAAAAAAAGAGUUGAAUGUUAUAGUAAAAAAAAAGAUAUUUAUGUAUGUACAGUUUGCUAAAGCUGAGUUUUGUUUGUAUUGA